Messenger RNA from Podospora pseudopauciseta, 1890 nucleotides. RefSeq names its product Nucleoporin nup53 (gene NUP53). The coding region runs from base 376 to 1716 and encodes 446 amino acids. The transcript is spliced from 2 exons. Lineage: Eukaryota; Fungi; Ascomycota; Sordariomycetes; Sordariales; Podosporaceae. The record is from RefSeq and is a predicted model, not a curated record.
AGUGGGGCCUGCAAAUGCUAUUGUUCCAAGCGGGCCUGCUCUUUGCUAUUCUUCUAACCGCAUAUGCCCCAUAUACACCACAAACAGUGGCCCAAGCUCCCCUGGGGCUCCAUCCUGUAGUUGCUGGGUAGACAACUUUGGUGGCUUUUGGGGGCCAGAUCAAGAAUUGGGGUCCUGCAAGCCACUGUGAAAAAAUCGCGUCGCAUUUUCUCGCAGCUUCGGAGAACAGGCUACAAAGGCUCAACCGGCCCUUUCGCUUUGUGGUCACAGCAUAUUCGAUUCUCACAGCAGCUCUCUUCCUUUGAUUCCAUUGGCUCCUGCCCUCCCUGCAAAACUUACUCAGCUGUCUUGCUCUCCCUGCGUUCGCCUGAAACCAUGGCCCCAUUAAUCCUACACAACGUGCCAGACGACGAGCUGUACGUAGGAGACGACGGUAUCAAGAGACCAUAUGCCAUGGUCUUUCCACAGCAGGAUGGCUCGCUGAGAGCGAGGAAGGCAGUCAACGAGACAGGGUCGUUUGGAAAGUCGACGCGACGGGCGAGGUCGAAAACCGCGACGCCUGCGAGAAAAGAAGAUCCAACCAUAGCCGCUGCCGAUAAGAUCUUUAGCAACUGGAUCGCGAACCAAGCCCCCAUCAACCAGGCCCCCGCGCCAUCACAAAGCGACAGAGCUGCGCAGAACCAACGGCGUCCAAGUCUUCACCCAUCGACUUCUCAGCAGAAUCUCUCCCAAAACGACGAGAAGGUACCGCCAGAAGCCAAAUUCAUCAAGGCCAAAGAGCCAACCGAGGUCAUACUGCGAGGGUACCGCUCCGCCCAACAGCAAUAUGCCGCCAUCAACCACUACGAGCAGCUCGCAGGGAGAAUAUGCGAGGACUACUCGCGUGACCCCCCAGUGGAGAGCAGGCGAUACAAGUCCGAACUCCGGGACCCAGCAUUCGCCCGCCGGAAGGCCCUCACCCCAGAAGAACGCGCCAAGGUUAAUAAAGCCGACAGUGGGUUGCACUGGGUGAAGGUCACCUUCGAGUCCGCCGAGGCCGCCGAAGCAGCCAUCUAUGCCUCUCCCCAAAUCAUCCUAGGUCAUCAGGUCUUUGCCGAGCCAUACACCGGCCUCCCACCUCCGCGCGACGAAGCCGUUCCCGACCCAUCCAUAGCCGCCGGCUUCGGCAUCCAGCGCACCAACUCCGGCAGACGCCAGUCACAACAACAGCCCCGAGCUGGCACCGCGGCCGCCGCAGGCUUCAACCCAGCCUGGCUCAACCCCGACAGCUUCGACUCUGGGUUCUCCCACACCUCUAGUCACACAGCAGACACCGGCACAGCCGCCUCUACCGACUUUGAGACACAGCCUCUCUCUCGAACCGUCACACCGCCCAACCCAUUUGCCUUUGACAAUAUCGUCGCCGAGCAACCCCGGCAACAAGAUAAAGAUGCGGAUGAUUUCUGCCGGCUGAUCCCCGAAGUGAGGAAGGUUAAGCUCCUUCCCAUGGAACAAGCUCUCCUGCCCGCCCCGUCGGUCGCCCAGCGGGUAGCACACUACGUUCCCUUCAUCAGCUGGUUCAACGGCGCCAUGAUCGGGACUCAGGUCCCACGAACCGAGCUUGGCGAGUUUGACUGGGUGGCUGCGAGUCUGUACUGGAAGUUUUUGUGGUGGUUGGAUUUCUUGUUUGGGUUGUUUGGGGGUGAUAUCCGGAAGGCGGCAGACCAGGAUGACUAAGAAGGGAGAGCAAAGGAGACAAAGAAGGAGACAGAGAUUUUUUUUGGCAUGGAUUAAUGAAUUGAUAGACAGAGCCCCUGUUGACACUUUUUGCGGCGGAGUUGCAUAAAUAGGCAGGCGUUUAGGAUUUGUUGUUGCGGGCAGUGGUUAUUCGUAGUUUUAACUGUUUACACC